ACAGGAUUAAAUCACAACCGAUCUGGAUUUAUUUUCCUCACAUCCGCCCUUGGAUGAGGUUCAGCGCUUCAGACGGGAUUCAGAGAUUCCGCGUGCGGAUCUCAUCAGAUUCCCUCCCGGCUGAUCAUAUGCGCGUCGACCUGCGGAUCCAAGCAUCAGGAGAGUUUGAGAGUAUCGAGUUUUAUACGUUCUGUGUCUGUCUGAAACAUGACACAUAGGAUGCGGAACGGACUGUGACCUCUGAUUCCUCCAGCAGUAGAGACACGCACUGCCGAGAAUUGGUCCUGGGAAAGUCGUCUAUCCACUGGACAUUUUCUGGCCAGGUCGUCUUACCAAGAUAUCACACAUAUGGCAGUCUGAAGAGACGCUACAGCCAUAUUUGUUUAUUUGACUUCCCCCUCUCUCUACCCAUCCAUCUGGAUACGUUCCUUCCCUUCCCCAUCCCACAGUCAUCAUUCUCUCCCGUGACAUCAUGAGGAGUUUUUGGAACUUGCUUUCUCUGAUUACUCUGUUUCAUAAACUUCGCUGGGCCUCCAGUCACAGUCUGAACCCAUUCACCGGGCCUCAAGUGACACCGACAGACCCUUGCUAUGACGAGACGGGCGUCGCCCGCCGAUGUAUCCCAGAGUUCAUCAAUGCAGCAUUCGGCCAAGAGGUCAUCGUGUCGAGCGCAUGCGGCCGGCCGCCGUCUCACUCCUGCAGUAUAGUGGAACGCGAUGACCAUCCCGCUGUGCGUACGUGUCAGGUUUGUGAUGCAUCGGACCCUCGCCAUGCCCACCCUGCCUCCUACCUCACCGACCUAAACUCCGCCCACAACCUCACCUGCUGGCAGUCGGAGAACCUGCAGGGCUCGCCGCUCAAUGUGACGCUCACGCUGUCGCUCGGGAAGAAGUUCGAGAUCACAUAUGUCAGCCUGCAGUUCUGUUCCCCGCGGCCCGAGUCCCUGGCCAUCUAUAAGAGCAUGGACUACGGCCGUACUUGGACACCCUACCAGUUUUACUCGUCGCAGUGCCGUCGCAUGUACAACCGGCCCAACAAAGCAACGAUCACCAAGCAGAACGAGCAGGAAGCUUUAUGUACAGAUGGACACACCGAUCUCUACCCGCUUUCCGGCGGCCUUAUCGCUUUUAGUACGCUGGACGGUCGCCCUUCAGGAAAGGACUUCGACUCGAGCCCUGUUCUGCAGGACUGGGUGACGGUCACUGACAUUCGAGUGGUCUUCAGUCGUCCGCAGCACCCUAGAGCACUGCCCAUAUCGGGAAGCGAGAGCGAAGACCCUCUCGGACCGCUCGGAACCCUGCCUACUUAUUACUACGCGGUUGGUGACUUCCAAGUGGGUGGGAGGUGUAAAUGUAACGGCCAUGCCUCCAGGUGUGUGCGAGAGAAGGAUGGGAAACUGGUGUGUGAAUGCAAACACAACACAGAGGGUCCGGAGUGUGACCGCUGCAAACCGUUUCACUACGACCGGCCCUGGCAACGCGCGACAGCGAAAGAAGCCAACGAGUGCUUACCGUGUAAUUGUAACCUGCACGCGCGGCGCUGUCGCUUUAACAUGGAGUUGUAUAAGCUCUCAGGCCGUAAGAGUGGAGGAGUGUGUAUGAACUGCAGACACAAUACCGCCGGACGCCACUGCCAUUACUGCAAAGAGGGAUUCUACAGAGACAUGGGCAAACCCAUCACACACCGCCGAGCCUGCAAAGUGUGUGUGUGUGUGUGUGUGGGAGCUGCAGGUAAAACAUGUAACCAGACGACGGGUCAGUGCCCGUGUAAAGACGGGGUGACUGGCAUCACAUGCAACCGCUGUGCUAAAGGGUAUCAGCAGAGCCGAUCGCCCGUCGCCCCGUGCAUUAAAAUCCCUGUUAUAAAGCCGACGGCUGUGAUCAGCACUACAGAGGAGCCUGCAGAUUGUGACUCAUACUGUAAACCACUGAAGGGAAAUCUCAAGAUAAACAUGAAGAAAUACUGCAAAAAGGACUAUGCUGUCCAGGUCAGUGUGUUGGACAUGGAGACCGUCGGCGAUUGGGCCAAAUUUGCCAUCAGCCUGGUGUCUGUGUACAAGAGCCGCGGAGAACCACUGAAGAGAGGCGAUCACGUGCUGUGGGUCCAUAUGAAGGAUCUGGCCUGCAAAUGUCCGCGGAUACACAUGGGCAAACGCUUCCUCAUCCUGGGCACGAGUGAGGGCGCCGCGAGCCCCGAACGCCCAGGACUGCUGGCCGACAAAAACAGCCUGGUCAUUCAGUGGAGGGACAUUUGGACUCGACGACUGCGCAAGAUCCAGCGCAGAGAGAAGAAAGGCAAGUGCAGCAAAGCAUGAUGGGAUGGCAGGGAACUCUUUAUUAUUGACCACUGUCCUGUGGA
Molecule: messenger RNA, 2358 nt
Organism: Sinocyclocheilus anshuiensis
Lineage: Eukaryota; Metazoa; Chordata; Actinopteri; Cypriniformes; Cyprinidae
Product: netrin-3-like
Exons: 8
Coding region: 473-2314 (613 amino acids)
Biological process (GO): tissue development; dendrite development; motor neuron axon guidance
Cellular component (GO): basement membrane
Molecular function (GO): protein binding
Source: RefSeq, a predicted model, not a curated record